AUCGAAACCCAGUUCACUCCAUUUUUUCAAACUAUGUCACAUUCUAGAAUUACAAAACAGCCAGACUUUCUAUGUCUGACUGUAGGUGUUCGAUAGAAAUUCAUUUUCCGAAUACAAAUUUAUUUACACACUCCGGUAAAGAACCCUGCGAAAUUUUCUCUUUUUACGUAAGCUGAUCCAAACAUUGCCGAAGAUGCCCCCUCACGAUCGCACCAAGGCACGACUGGAACACGAGAUAACCAUUCUACGCCGCGAGGUGGCCAGGCUGCGCGCCAAACAGGACCAGCGACGACGAGAAAGGCUGGAACAGGACGUUCUAAAGGCGCGACUAGAGCAGGAGGUGCAGGUACUGCACCAAGAACUGGCUGUCGUGAGGAGUGAUCGGGACGAGUUGAGUCGCAAGCAUGCGACAUACAUGCGGGAAUGUGGUGGCGAAGAGGAGCAGUCUGGAGCAGUUAACGCCCAACUCGUUAAGCUCGACCGACACGUAAUCAAGCAGGACAAAUAUAUAGCUUUCCUCGAGGAGCAGAUCAACCAUACCCGGACCAAGUACCAUCAGCGGAUGACGGAUGUCAAGCAGGGCACAGAGCUAAUAGAGAACGAGCUGAAAAAGGUCAGAGACGAAAUGCGAACCGUAGCUCAGCAUGCUGGCGAGGUGGAUAAGAUGAAGAAGAAAAUCUCCUCCCUCGAGGGCAAGUUGCAGCGCCGGAACUCCAUAAUCGCCAAGUACGAGAUCAAGCACGCCGAACUCAUGACGGUCGUUCAGGGCUUCCAAACGGAGGCAACCACAAAAGGAGAAACCCCAAUUGAGGUUAUUGCCGCUCCCCGACUCUCCGGGGGUAGUCCUCAUCGUUCUAAUGCUGGCUAUUUCAUGUGCACCCACACCAGCGAUACUGAUGUCGCAGAGGGUGAAGAAAAUUUCGCCAAUCCACUCGAUAUGCAACCAAGCAACUUUAGCUGCCUGACCUCGGCACUCAAAAAGCGGCUCGGUUAUUCGGAUACCACUCAACCCGAUCCUCCAGUAUUUAUCGCAACAGAAGUGAUUCCUCCGGGCGUUCAGGUCGUUUGA
Molecule: messenger RNA, 1069 nt
Organism: Drosophila bipectinata
Lineage: Eukaryota; Metazoa; Arthropoda; Insecta; Diptera; Drosophilidae
Product: moesin
Source: RefSeq, a predicted model, not a curated record